Messenger RNA from Rosa rugosa (rugosa rose), 508 nucleotides. RefSeq lists its product as uncharacterized. The record is from RefSeq and is a predicted model, not a curated record. The transcript has 2 exons. NCBI's taxonomy places the organism in Eukaryota, Viridiplantae, Streptophyta, Magnoliopsida, Rosales, Rosaceae. Bases 36 to 341 code for a protein of 101 amino acids.
UCAUUCUCCUUUGGAGCACUAGAGUUUUAUUUUGGAUGCACUGCCUGAUUUGCAUUAGGAGGUUGAAAAUUUUCAGGCUUUUAGUGUUUGGUGAUUAUAUGCUUCUUUUAUGUGCACCAGAAGAUACCAUUAAGGGUUGUGGAGAUUUGUUGGUGCCAGGAGAUGUAGGAGUUAUUCGUUCUUCUGAAGGUGUUGCCCCAUUGUUUCAAACUGGAAGCUCUGGUAGCUCAAAUCUAUUUAAGUUGCCAGCUGCUGCAGUCCUUGCAACUUUUGACAGUGAUUUUGCUUACAACUAUCUUAGUGGUACAAUACCAAAGGAAUGGGCUUCAAGCUUGCAGUGAUUUUGCUUACAACUAUCUUGGGAGAUGGAGCAAAUUGUAUUCUUUUUUAUUAUCAUGUAAAGCUCAUGAAACUUGAAAGCCUGUUAAGCUAAUGAAAUAGAUAUAGGCACUUGGGCAAGGUUAAUUCCUGUGUAAAUGUUGGGAUGAAUACCGCUGAUGGAAUGAAA